Cottoperca gobio is the source of this 1375-nucleotide messenger RNA. RefSeq names its product early growth response protein 2b-like. The record is from RefSeq and is a predicted model, not a curated record. Bases 27 to 1166 code for a protein of 379 amino acids. Gene Ontology annotation, molecular function: RNA polymerase II cis-regulatory region sequence-specific DNA binding; DNA-binding transcription factor activity, RNA polymerase II-specific. Lineage: Eukaryota; Metazoa; Chordata; Actinopteri; Perciformes; Bovichtidae. Gene Ontology annotation, biological process: regulation of transcription by RNA polymerase II. The transcript has 2 exons.
UUGAUGCCGAUGUUUAAAUCUCCAGAAUGGCUAAGAUAGAAGAAGUGUCUCUCAGCAGUAUUGUGGAUCAUAUUCCUCCUAAAGAUGUGUACACAGCGGAGUCGCCGCUUGUUUUUAAAGAGGAGGAAAGCGGCGAUCUUCUGUUCGAGGGGAAGAGUUCACCUGAGCUGUCUCUGCACGGAGACUUGGCGCACUACGUGGCAACUUUACGCACGCACCCUGUGGCGUUUACCGGCAAGUUCUCGGUGGACUCCAGAGGGGCGGGAGGACCGUGGACACCGGGGAGCGCCAUCAACGUGAUCAGCGCUGACAUCGCCGCCCCUGGGCCGGUCACGUGUUCAGCAUCGCCAGAUAUUUACGCAGGAGGAGGAGGAGACGCGGGGGACGCUACCAUGGCGCACGGCCAGCCGGACAUCAGCCACAUGUACGCACCCCCUCACCCCCACCCACACCCGGCCCCUUCCUACUCCUGCAGCGGGGACAUGUACCAGGAGCAGGCAGGAGGAUACCUGGCGACGUCCACCUGCGCCGUGUCCUAUCACCCGCCUCCGAACUACAACUCUGUGCCCAAACCGACUGUCGACGGCGCGCUGCUCUCCAUCAUGCCGGACUACGGAGGCUUCUACCAGCAGAGCUGCCAGAGAGACAUCCAGGCGGCUUUCACAGAGAGGAAAUCCCUCCCGUACCCGCUGGACUCCCUCAGGGUGCCUCCGCCUCUCACUCCCCUCAACACCAUCAGGAACUUUACGCUCGGUGCGCCCUCUGUAGCCGUGGAUGGCCCCAUGGCUGCUGCGUUCCCCAGCCACCAGAGCCUCCCUCUUAGACCCAUCUUGAGACCUAGGAAGUACCCGAACCGGCCGAGCAAGACCCCCGUCCACCAGAGGCCGUACCCGUGCCCGGCCGAGAGCUGCGACCGCAGGUUCUCCCGUUCGGACGAGCUGAGCCGGCACCUGCGCAUCCACACCGGCCACAAACCCUUCCAGUGCCGCAUCUGCAUGAGGAACUUCAGCCGCAGCGACCACCUCACCACACACAUCCGCACGCACACCGGGGAGAAACCUUUCUCCUGCGACCAGUGCGGGAGGAAGUUCGCCCGCAGUGACGAGAGGAGGAGACACAUGAAGAUCCACCUCCGGCAGAGGGAGAAGAAGUCCUCUGCGUCCUAAUCCUCAGCGCGCGGCCAGUGGCUGCUGAAUGUGAACUUUGUGAACCUGGAUCCUGCUGACAGAGAGAGCGCCAGAAGAAGCUCCUGUAGUUUAUAUUGUUCUCACACACAGAUGGAAGAAAUCUCUUAGGAAGCCAAAUCUUUCAAAAACAAAUGGAGCAGAGAGGAGCAGAGAGGAGCAGAGAGGAGCAGACAGGAGCAGAGAGGAGC